GCACGAUCUCUAGCAUUCUUUCGGCGUUAAACAUUUAUAGGCAAGAUGCCAACAAUUUGCGUCGGUUCCCGCCUUUCUUCUGCCUUAAUUUGCGUCUUUCGCCUUUUGCUCGUCCCUUUCUAAGGCGCAGGCAACCAAUUACUUUUGUGGAGGCAGGCGACAACCAGAAUGCCCAUGAUGUCCAAGUUCCAGAAGAUACCAAUAUCACCGCAUGACGAGGAGAAUCACCCCAGCUUUGGAGUAGAAAGCGAAAAUCUCCUCCAAUACGGGGAUGCCGAUGGAGACGCCAACACGGAACACGAUGGCCUCUCUGACGAGCAAUGGAACAGGAAGGGGGACCGUUACACUACGGCAGGAGAGCGUCGCAGACUAGUGCCCAGGCCAUCGACGCUACGGGGAUGUGCUCUACUUGCUGUUGUAGUAGCAUUGGCCUGGGCUCUGGGCGGGACGGUUGGAUUCUGGUUCGCGACAGCACAGAAAUCGUGCACCGUGCUCGAGUGCGUCAAGAUGACUUCGGCCUACUCGCCACUGCUUGAGCAAGUAGAGUAUCACGACUACCAGUUCCAGGGGGACUUGAGCGAUACGAAUGUCUUUAAGGGACACCCGCGGCCAGAACUCGAUGCUGCCUGGGACCGAAUAGUAAAAUUGCACCCCCUUUCCAUGCCAGAAGAGCAUCGCGUCGAGCUGAACAAGACACACUCUGGCAUACUGUACCCUCCGGAAAAGGGCGGAGGCAUCAUGGUCGAAAUCGAAGCCAUGCACCAGCUGCACUGCCUCAACCUUAUGCGCAAGGUCAUCUACGCCGACUACUACUCGAGACCUGAGAACUUGCCCGUCGAGUUCAUGGUGUCGGACAAGAUGUUCUUCAACCACAUCGAUCACUGCGUCGACAAUCUCCGACAGUUCAUCAUGUGCAAGGCCGACAUGACCCCGGUCCCUUCCAACUGGGUGCACGGCCACCACAGCCCGAUCCCGGACUUUAACACGAUGCACAAGUGCCGGAAUUUCAACCACUUGUUAGACUGGAUCGAGAGGCAUGAUAAUGGCGGCGUCCCGCUGCAAACCCCCAAUCCCAGCUGGUGGCCUAAGGAAAAUCUCGCCAAGACUAUCUUUGAUUACGAGCCCAAUUUCCCCAUUCCGCCGCAUGGCCCCCACCCGGAUUUUGACAGCAAUAGAUGGGGAAGUAACUGAUUUGCAGUUGAAUUGGGCCUUUUUGGCAUUCAAUGACUUCCAAUCUGAGACCGACGCCACAGCUCCGGAAACAUGUCAUAUAUACCUGCAGUCUUCAGUCACAGUUGUCCCCAAGAAAGUAUAUGACUAGGUGUGCAUAUGUAUACAAAAGCAACACUUCAGCUAGGUAGUCUAGUAAAUUCGGGCAAAACAACAGUUCUUUCAAGACGACCUCAAAACAUCUUCGACAAGCCCCUUUUCUCCUUCCUAUACUAAUUGCCAUAACACACCAACUGCCACUGGAGAUUUCAGUUGCAUUCAGGCAUGAAGGAGCGGUUAAGGCGUGAUGACUCUUGAGACAAUAGUGCGCCGAAACGAGAUGAGAUCUCUCGAAAGAAAACUAAAGUUUAUAGUGAGAGAGGAGUAAAAAGUAAAAGAGGAAAUGUUGAGGAGAGCGGAAUGGCAGGC
Messenger RNA from Truncatella angustata, 1638 nucleotides. RefSeq lists its product as uncharacterized. The coding region runs from base 169 to 1191 and encodes 340 amino acids. The record is from RefSeq and is a predicted model, not a curated record. The transcript is spliced from 2 exons. Lineage: Eukaryota; Fungi; Ascomycota; Sordariomycetes; Amphisphaeriales; Sporocadaceae. Gene Ontology annotation, biological process: mycotoxin biosynthetic process.